ACCGUCAGCGACCGGCCAGUCAGCCAAACAACCAAACAACCAACCAUCCAGUCAACCAUCCAUCCAUCGUCAACCAUUAAUUUGUGAACGUGUGAGUGAAGUGGUAGUGUAGCGCGCUGCUAGUGCCAAACGAGUGUAAAAAACAAAGUGCAUUCGAGCAACGGACGACAAACGACUUGGAAUGCAGCUGCUGCGGCGAUGCAGCUGUGACGGAAAGAAAGAAAAUUUUAUAAAUUCGUUUUUUGAGUUUGAAGAACAUUUUUAUACAAAUAAAUUGCACUUAAUGUAAGUGUGAUUUGUUUAAAAUAUAAUUUUUCUGAAUUAAUUUUUACGCUUUGUAUUUGUGCGAAAUAAACGCAAUGAACGGAUUGCUUGUUUCUUAACCUGUUUUCUAUUACAAAAAAUACAACAAAGUCGUUUAAUUGUGCAAGUUUUUGUGUAAUCAAAUAUCUUCGUAAAUACAUACAUACAUACAUAUCUACACAAUCUGCUAUUUGUUUUUGUUUAUAUCGUGCAUCGCACCGGCAAAAGUGUAUGUAGAAAAAGUGAAGUGCAGAGGGAGAAGAAUAAGAAGAAGAAGGAAACAUGAAUAAUUUCACAAAAACUGAAGUAUUACCAAAGAGUGGACAUGUCAAUGAAGUGUGCAAGGAGUGGCUGGUACGUGAGGAUAGUGCUCUCGCCUAUAAAUUGCAGUCGCAGGAGAUAAAUGACUUCUACAAAGGCAAUCGACAACGCAAUGCGGUUGUACGUGAGGAUUUUCCCACCGCAUUAAAUGAGCAAAUCAAAGAGAAGGAGCAGGCAGAGAAGCAAGUGGAAAUGUAUCGUCGUCGUUUGUUGGAACAGGAAGCGCAUGAUAAGCGUGUAGCAAAGGAGAUCGCCGACAAGCUGGAACGUGACUUGGAGGAACAAAGGCAACGGGAGCUACUGGAGAGUGAAGAGAUGGCGCAACAGAUGCAGGAGCUCUAUGUGAAUCUACCACCACCAGCGCGCGGCAGGUCGCAUGCACCGCCGCCACGUCCAGCUAAAGCAAGUAUCUUGCAACAGAAUCCAAAUGAACCCUCAACAUCAAACGGUAGAUAUUUUGGUAGUAGUAGUGGUAGUGGUAGUGGUAGUGGUAGUGGUAGUGGCAGUAGCCAGCAUUCGAGUCAUCAUCAACAACAACAUCAACAACAAAUAUCGCAAUCACCGCAACAACAACAACAGCAGCAGCUCUCAUCUUAUUACCAACAGCAACAGCAACAACCAUCAUCAUCACCCGAGUCACUUUUGCUGCAACAGAAUCAUUUUUCACAAACCGAUUGUUAUGUUGGCAUAACGGUACAAAAGUCACCAUCAUUAUCAGCUGGCGCUGUUGUAGUAGAUACACCAUCACCACCAACAUCGGCUAGCCGUAAACCGUCCAGAUCACAAGCGACUGCAAUGAGCACCUCCACUACUGGCGGUCACUUCUUGCAUCAGCACCAACAUCAACACUCAUUAUCAUCCAAUUCGUCGGGGGGCUCGGCUGCAUCGACAUCCUCAGCAGCAGCAGCAGCAGCAGCAGCGGCAGCGGCAGCAGUAGCAACCGGAUCGGGAUUCUCAUCGGUAUUAUCACCCUCAUUAACACACCAACACCCACCAACCCAACACCAGCACAACCAAAACUUGCACUCACCAGCAGGACAACCACAAAAGCGCAAUCCAUUUGAUUUGCACCAACCAACACCUGCACCACCUUAUACUAAUCACUCAUCACCACAACCAAUUACACCUUUAGGCACACACCACCAACGUCAACACUCCGUCGAAGAGUUGAUCGAGUAUUCGGAUGUCAUUGAUAGCAUACGUCAUCAGCGGAAGGCUAAGAGUGCCACAGUCAGUGUUGUUGAUGGUGGUGAUGUUGCUAAUGGUCUUACACCCAACUCUCCAACACAAAACAACAACAACAACAAAAAUACAUUCAGUAAUAACCACCCAAGUCCAUCAAACGGUGCUUUGAGCAAUCGUCUACACUCCGUAUCGAAUGAGAAUUUGCUUAGAAAUGAAUAUAAAUUUCAGAAACUCUCACCGGAGAAAUACGAUCAGCUGGUGGGCAAUGAUGGUGGCAGCACUGGUGGUGGUGUACGUACAGCGAUUAACGCUGUAGCGGCAGAACGCCACAUGCAGGCGCAUGCUGAUGAUAUCGAAUUGUAUGUGGAUCCAUGCGAUUAUGCGAGCUUAAAGGAGAUCGGUUUGCCCAUGGAUGAGAUUAAAGAGAUGAGCAAGAAGAUGAAACAGGAACAAAAGGAUGAGCUACUUGCACGCCGUCUACAACAAAUGGAGGCGCACGAUGGACUCACGCAAGAGGAACGCGAUCGUCUGCUCGCGAUCGAAGCGCAAGACAAAGAAUUAGCCAAAAUGCUGCAAGAUCGGGAGCGCGCCAAAGCCAAACGUGCCAAAGAGAAAGCUCGCCUACGCAAGCAUCAACAAAAAGAUGCCGCCGGCAGCACAACGCUUUGCUCCUCUAGCGGCAACACAUCGAAUGGACUGCACUGUGGACCACUCUUGCCGCUGCCACAAGAUUGUCUCUCAUUUGGCAAACACUCAACGCAUGCAACACAUGCAACACAUGCAACACCCUCACCAACAACGGUCAAUAACAAUGGCUUUCUACCCACACAUGGACACAACAGCUUGCAUGAAGGGGACGGCGGCGAUAUUAUCGAUGUGGAAGCCUACUCCAAUCCCAUUGAUGUACUACACAAUCAGCAACAACAAGUGCAACAACGACAACAACCAAAUGGUACAUUAACAAAUGGCAGUUUGACGCGUGAAGGCGGUCGACGCAGUAACAAUAGUCAAAACAAUAAUCAGCAUAGUAUGUUGCUUCAACGUGGCGAUGAUGAUAUCUAUACGCUGCCAGUGGAUAGUUGUCGACCCGGGCAGCGACCCACUUCACUCACUAUCAGUCCAGCGGGUGAAGCGCAGCUGUUGCAGCACAAUUCAAUGACCAGAUCUGAAAAUUAUUCAAUCGAUUCACAUGAUUCGCUCAACAGACACGAAUUAGUGCCACCACGCAUGAAUUACUCACAAUCGAGUACUUUUGGUAUAUAUAUAAAAGCUCAAGUCCCACACCGCCUUAUAUGCCGAUUCAAGGUACGCGCCGAUCGAAUUCGAGCGACGAGCGUAAAAAGAAGUCCAAGGAUAAGUGUACGCAUCAGUGAAGUGACAAAAAUUUAGCCGAAUUGCUCAGUUACUCCUAGUAUAGUUACAGGCAUACAUAUAUAUGCAAUCAUGAACACAAAAAAAAAAAAAAAAAAACAAUUAUAAAAUAAUAAAAAAUAUUAUUAAAAAAAGGUUAUACACUGAGAAUACAUUGCCCUUGCAUUGCACAUUCUUCAUAUUUAUUGUUAUACAUACAUACAAACCUAUAUGUAUAUCUGCUUCUCCAUAUUGUUCUUCGUGCUAAUUAGACUGGAAAAAUUUGAUCUUCUCAUGUAAGCAUAUCUAGAAUUUCAUAUCUCAUAAAAUCAACCCAAAUCUAUCUAUAUUGUAUUACUACAUACAUAUCUUAUGUGUGAAACCUACUACUGAAAAAGUAAUACGCAAAGAGUGAACAAACCUGUAUAGAAUCGAGUUAAGCAAAAAAAA
This is a messenger RNA of Ceratitis capitata (Mediterranean fruit fly), 3609 nucleotides long. RefSeq names its product myb-like protein AA. The transcript is spliced from 11 exons. Lineage: Eukaryota; Metazoa; Arthropoda; Insecta; Diptera; Tephritidae. The coding region runs from base 586 to 3198 and encodes 870 amino acids. The record is from RefSeq and is a predicted model, not a curated record.